Molecule: messenger RNA, 1325 nt
Organism: Dendronephthya gigantea
Lineage: Eukaryota; Metazoa; Cnidaria; Anthozoa; Malacalcyonacea; Nephtheidae
Product: plasminogen-like
Exons: 7
Molecular function (GO): protein binding
Source: RefSeq, a predicted model, not a curated record
GACCUUUUUGUGAAAACAAUGGAAUCGUACUGCCGAAGUAUCUGUUUUUAUCACCGGAAAAACAAAAUUUUGAAAAUGACCUCGCAAAUGAAGAUCGUGACAAGAUUCUCAGGCUCGGCAUCAGUAAAAUAAGCCUGUAUUCCCAUUACGACAUAGAAACUGUGAACAUGUGCGAUCGUGUUUAUAAGCUUUUCAGGUGCCAUUUCUUUUUCCCGGGUUGUGAUUGGACGCAAAGCGUAUUUAGAAGGCGAAAAAUUUGUCGCAAAACUUGUCUUGUCGCGAAGCGGAAAUGCUACAACAUAUGGACAUUCGUUAGAGACCUAGUUGAUACACCGCAGACAUCACAAAAAACAAAAGAACUCUUUAAUUGUGAAAAAGAGGAGCCUUAUAUAUCAAGAAAUGCUGGCGAUACACCAGAAUGUUGGUAUUAUGAUUUUAGAAACCCUACAGAUGAAUCUUCUUCAGCCCGAGAAUGGAAAAUCAACGCAGAUUGUCUAUACUUAAACGGGAGCAGUUACCAUGGCAACAUAUCAGUGACAGACUCGGGUACUCCGUGUCAGUCAUGGACGGAACAAUGUCCACAUCGUCAUACCAUGAACACCACAUAUCCAGAAUUAAAUAACGCCAAGAAUUACUGUCGUAAUCCCAAGAACUCAGGAAAACGACCUUGGUGUUUUACCACAGAUAGAAACAAAAGAUGGGAGUACUGUGAUAUCCCUAAGUGUAUACCAGUUGAUGGUGGUUAUAGCAACUGGACAAUAAAAAGUGCAUGUAGUGUGACAUGCGGUGAAGGUUUACAAACAUGGACACGAGUUUGUAAGAAUCCUGAGCCAAAGUUUGGUGGAAGAGAUUGCAGUCAUUUUGGAGAGAGAGAUGAAUAUAGGCCUUGUUUCGUGAAACCUUGUAUCGUUAAUGGCGGUUUUAGCACAUGGAGUUUGAGUAUCCCUUGCAAUGUUUCGUGCGGUGGAGGAGUUGAAAUAUGGAAGCGUAGUUGUGAUAAUCCAGAACCAAAAUACGGAGGCAGAAACUGUAGUAGGCUGGGAAACUCGAUGGAAUUGAGGAGCUGUAACACAAUGCCUUGCCCUAUUGACGGUAACUAUAGUAACUGGACGAGGGCGUCGCCAUGUAGCGUCACGUGUGGUGAAGGAGUCGAAGUGUGGAUACGAGAAUGCGAUAACCCUCCUGGCGAAUACGGCGGUAAUUGCAGUAAGCAGGGACCAGACCAAGAAAGACGCUCAUGCAGGAAUGAAGCUUGUCCAGUUUCUUCCGAAGAGAUUGGUGUUAUUGCCAUUGUUGCAAGUUUUUUACUCGUUGCUGCGAUUACA